AUGACAAUCAUGGACUCCGCGAAAUGGCCCGAACUGAGCGAAUGGGACGCAGAAAUCAAACGGGUAGCUCCUCGAUUUUGCACAUCAAACCCUUCUCGAGUAUACAGAGCUAACCAAUUCAAGAGCAUCGAUGCCCGCCCACAGAUGGCGCCGGAUCUCCAAGUGAGCCAGAUACCACGCAUGCGGAAGCUGCGCGAUGCGGUUAGGAAACCGGACAUCCUAUCUCGAUUGGACUUCUGCGGCGUCGUCGAGUCGACCGUUGAUAUCCCUUCCCGAGACGGACAUUCCCUCCCUGCAGUGAUAUAUAAGCCAUUUGCGCUCUCCGAAGCUGCCGGUCCCCUUGCGAUACUCUUCCACGGCGGGGCUUUCAUUUCAGGCUUCCCGGAGAUGGAAGCCGGCGCGGCCAUUGCUCUUGUCAAGGAACAUGGGGUUACGGUGGUCUGUCCGAGGUACCGCUUGGCUCCCGAGCACCUCUUCCCCACGGCCAUCAACGACUGCUGGGAUGCGUUGCAAUGGGUACGUAUAAUGAUGAUGAUGAUGAUGAAAAUUCGAGCGGAAGCAUGGCUAAUCUCACACAAGUGCGCUUCCCAUGCCUCGAAGCUGGGCGCAGACGCAUCCAAGGGCUUCCUGGUAGGCGGCUCGAGUGCAGGCGGCAACAUCGCCGCCUGCCUGCAACACCUGGCGCGCGACGAGAAUCUCCGCCCGCCCGUGACGGCGGCCUGGCUGGCCUACCCGGGCACCGUGGAUCCCGACGUGAUUCCGGAAAAGUACAAGCACGAAUGCACCUCGUUCAAGCAAAACGCCGAAGUCCCAUCUUUUAACAAAAACGUCUACGAUUUCAUGAAACGUAAACGCAGUGUCCCUCCCUCUCUCUCUCAUGACACCACCAGGAGAGCUUCUUUGGCAAAUCAGUAGCGCUGAUGACUUUCCCUGUAGGAGCGUAUCAACCCGAUCCCUCUUCCGAAUUGUGGUCCCCGCUGCUCUGGGCUUCCGGACACGCCGGCCUGGCGAGAACGUACGUGCAAGUCUGUGGUCUCGACCCGAUGCGUGAUGACGGACUCCUGUACGAGCGCGAACUGCGGCGGCAAGGCGUCGAGACGAGAGUAGACGCCUACGCCGGCUGCCCUCACGGGCACGACGUCAUGUGGCCAGAAACCGCAAAAGCCCGCCAAUUUCGUGAAGACCGAUCGAGGAACUUCAAAUGGCUACUUGGGAAGGAGGAGUAG
Messenger RNA from Lecanosticta acicola, 1226 nucleotides. The record is from the annotation of a GenBank genome assembly. NCBI's taxonomy places the organism in Eukaryota, Fungi, Ascomycota, Dothideomycetes, Mycosphaerellales, Mycosphaerellaceae.